Sciurus carolinensis (gray squirrel) is the source of this 790-nucleotide messenger RNA. Its product is annotated as transcription elongation factor A protein-like 3. The record is from RefSeq and is a predicted model, not a curated record. Lineage: Eukaryota; Metazoa; Chordata; Mammalia; Rodentia; Sciuridae.
CCAGGAUCCCUGCAGGAAGAGGGGAAAUCUCGACAUGGAAAAGCCCUACCGCGAAAAUGAAGGAAAACUGGAAAACGAGGGAAAGCCAGAAGACGCAGUAGAGCCUGAAGAUGAAGGAAAGUCAGACGAAGAAGAAAAGCCAGACGAGGAGGGGAAGCCAGCAAGGGAGGGCAAGCUAGAGGAUGAGGGAGAGCCAGAUGAGGAGGGACAACUGAAAGAUGGGGGCAAGGCAGAAAAGCAGGGCAAGUCGGAAGGUCAGAGCAAGCCACCAGGUGAGGGCAAGCCAGAAUCCCAGGCAAAGCCAGCCAGCGAGCCUCGGGCCGCCGAAAAGCGCCCGGCUGAAGAUUAUGUGCCCCGGAGCAAAAGAAAAACGGACAGGGGCACCGACGAUUCCCCCAAGGACUCUCAGGAGGACUUACAGGACAGGCAUCUGAGCAGUGAGGAGAUGAUGAGAGAAUGUGCAGAUGUGUCAAGGGCUCAGGAAGAGCUAAGGAAAAAACAACAGAAAAUGGGUAGUUUUCACUGGAUGCAAAGAGAUGCUCAGGAUGCGUUCGCCCCAAGGGGCCAAAGGGGUGUCAGGGGAGUGAGGGGCGGAGGUAGGGGCCAAAGGGGCUUACACGACAUUCCCUACCUUUAAUGCCUUUGGCCAUGGAUUCAGACUUCUCUGAUGAGAAUAUUGCCGGCCCUGCUUUCCCUGGUAGAUACCUGCCAGGCCCUGUGCUUUAACCUUAAGCUGAUAUUUUGCUUUAGGUGUCACUCUUGUUACCAGCAGCCUUUUGACCCAACUACA